AUGGCAUCACUGGAGGAGCUUCUUUCUAAAGAAGGGUUCAAGGGGAAGACGAAGCAUGGGUCAAGAGGCUACGCCACGUCCAGAGCUGUCAGUAUGCCGUCACCCCGCACUGCUCAUGAAUGGAAUCCUUCGUUUCGUAAUCCAGAUUACAGGUUUCAGAGGGGGAGGGCCAGGUCUGAUGUAUUUUGUCGGCGAUCGCAAUCCAUGUGGUCGGAAGAUGGAGCAAUUCGAGGUGGGAGGUCGGAGAAUUCUCGCAUGCGAAGAGAGACCUCUAUGGAUGGGUAUGAGAAAGAAUCACUCGAGGAUUCUGAAUCAAGUGAGUGUAAUGAUUUUGAAAAAUUUAAGGCGUUCAAUGGAAGACUCCGAGCUCAUCGUGCAAAUGGUGUCAAAGAUUUUAAAAUGCAUGAAUGCGACACAAUUCAAGACAGAGAAAGACCAAGGUUUCAAAAUUCUGGUAAAAAGGUUCAGGAGAAACAGAUACGUGAAUAUACUUAUGACAAUGAUUUGUAUGAGGAUGAGAAGAUGGACAAUGCGAGGAAUUUUGGCUCGAGGCCAAGCUUUAAUCAUGGUCUUCAGAAUAGAAGGGAUGAUGAUCUUGAGAAUCCUGGUACCAAACUGUCACUUUGUGAUGCCGCAAGUCGGGCCAUUAUUUCGAUCUUAACUGGUUAUAUCAGACGCUUCUUCCAAGAGGAAAACUUCCGUGCAUCGGUUCGUCAUAGUUGUGCAACUUGCCUUGGAUUGGGCUUAGCAGAAAAGAACCAUCAAAAAGAUGGUGGAGUGUUUGCCAGUCUUGCAGAUGCCAUUGAUGCUGUAGAAAGAGUUGUUAAAGAGGGUCGAGAUACAGGGGAAUUAAAGAAAGCUUCACUUAAGCUUAGUGUUGUAACAGGGUUAAACUCGGUGGAUUUGAAGGACAAAUUUACUUCUGGAGUUCCCAAUUCGCUUGUCGCAGCAUGUGCACAUCUCUACCUUGGUGUAAUUUAUAAGCUUCACAAGAAGAACAGAGUAUCAGCCAAACAUCUCCUCCAGGUCUUCUGCAAUUCUCCAUAUCAGGCAAGGACAAUUUUGUUGCCAGGUUUGUGGGACCGCCUUUUCCUUCCACAUUUCUCUCAUUUGAGGGAAUGGUAUGACAAAGAAGCAGAAUUCAUACCGAGAACGUCGAGUAGGGUGAAGAAAACAAAGCUUCUGGGAAAAGUCUACAAUGACAUACUGGAUAUGGGUACUUAUCAAAUUGCAGAUUAUUACAAAGAAUGGCUUAUGGAGGAGAAUGGAUCUCCUGCACUUCCUUCAAUUCCAGUCCCUUCUUCAUCUUAUCCACGACGAGAAGGUUCUAAUGCAACUGAUUUAGCUGUAGUUUCUAGUGCAAGAAGUCCUGCUUCAUCUCAGCCAAUGGUAAGCAGAAGAUUGUAUGAAUCUGUUUUCAGUCAAACAAAGAAAAUGGAAGAAGCUGAAGAAUUGAAAGGAAGAGAGGAGGAGAUCGAAGAGGAACAGUUCAUUGUUCAUACGAGAAGCUCUGAAAGCCCAAUACAAGAAUACGAGGAAUACUCUCCUAAUUCAGUCAUACAAACACAAGAAGAUAACAACACUAGCUCUCAAGAGCCAAAGGAAUCAUCUAACGGAGAUGAAUGGACAACUAACGAGUCUUGCAAUGCAUGCAAAGUGAAUGAUUUUCGGGUAAAAAACCCCACUGUUGAAUGCCAUGGCAUCCAAUCUAGUCCUGCCAUCUUGGGAUGCGCUUGUUUCCCCUAUCUUGCUCCACAGACAAAAGAGAAUGAGCUUACUCUUAGAAAAUUGGCACAAGCUGUCUUCAAACCACAGGUACAGAUGGGCAGUGUAGAAAGUACAGGAUCCGAGGUGAAGAAUUCUGGGUUGUUGUCUAAGAAUUCUGAUAGAAACUCAGCUGCAUUAAGCUCAAGUGCAGAAUCAAUUGAAGAUUAUGAUGAUGUUGACAGAGGCUCUUUUUUCUCUAGUAUUCCAAAGGAUUUUAUGUGUCCUUUAACAAGACAGCUUUUCAAGGAUCCUGUAACACUAGAGACUGGGCAGACCUUUGAGGGAGCAGCCAUUAAAGAAUGGUUUGAUCAAGGGAAUAGAACAUGUCCUGUUACCGGACGAGAACUGAAAUAUUUGUCUGUCCCAGUUAUGAAUUUUGUGUUGAAGCGCUUAAUUGAUGCCUGGAAAUCAGAACGUUGUAAAAACCUCCUCAUUUUUGCCACCCAAAUAGCAGAGAAUGCAACAAAGCAAGAUCGUAAAUCCAAAGAUGAGUCAGCUUUGUACAUAAUAGAGCAGCUUCUUACUGGUUUUAGCACAGAGGAACAAAUGGAAAACGCCAGACACCUUAUCGCUCUUGGUGGUUUAGAUUUUCUUAUACAUAGGUUGGAACAGGGAAAUUUAAAGGAAAAAACAUGUGUUGCUGGACUUCUGUUAUGCUGUAUCAAGGCAAAUGGCUGUUGCAGGAGCUAUUUGGCACUAAAUCUAAAGAGCUCGUGUAUUCUUGAUCUUCUCCACAGCAACCAUUUUAGAUCAAGAACAAAUGCUGUGCUGCUGUUAAUCGAACUGAUUUGCCUAGAAAGAAGGACAGCAAUCACACUGUUCUUAAGUGGGCUGCAAACUGAUGCAAUUGUGAAUACAAUGCAUGCACUGCUUGUGCAUCUUCAGACCUCGCCACCCGAAGAGCGAGUCCUGGUUGCUGUUCUUCUUUUACAAUUUGAUCUUGUGGUAGAGCCAUGCAGGUAUAGUAUAUACAGAGAAGAGGCUCUGGAUGGCAUAACGCUAGCUCUAAAUUGCUGUUCCUUUGACCAGAAAGUCAUACCAUAUUCUCGGAGGGCUCUUCUCAUGCUGGGUGGUUACUUCUCCUCAUCUGGAGAAAUAUUGACAGAGGCCUGGUUGCUGCAGCAAGCAGGAUACUCUGAUGGUGGGGUUGAAGAAAGUACAUUGGAAGAAGCAAAAGAAAAGGAGAAAUGGUUGAAAAAUGUGACUUUGGCCCUUCUUCACAGUGGAAAGAGAUCAUUUCUAGAGACUCUGUCAAAGUGUUUAGGUUAUGGGAACCCAGAAUUAGUGAGGGCAUGCCUGGCCACAGUUGCUUGGUUGAGCCAUGUACUCUUAUCCCUGCCUGCUGCUGGGCACCAGCUCUCUGCAUUCGCAGCUCUCAUCCCUCGGUUGAAAGAAAGUAUAGAGAACUAUGAGCAGAUUGAGCACAGAGUACUAGCUUCAAUAGCUUUGUUCAAUUUUAGCAAGAUUAUGGAAUGCAGAGUCCUUCUGAGUUUUGCAGAUGAGGUGCAGAAUCCUCUGAAAAACCUUUCGGACAUAACUUGGACUGCGAAGCAACUUUAUGCUACCAUUUUUGGAGAACUCUAAAAUCUAUAGGCAUCAUAUAACACACGCAUAGAUCUCAUCCUAUCUACAGGAGACUGUCAUUUUGGCUGACUUCAAUCAAGUGAAACCAUCUUCAUUCACUUGCUGAUGUAAAUAUUUGCAAUUUAGUGAUAUUUAAUUGUACCCAUACAAGCUACGUAGAAUGAUUCAUUGGUAGUUAAAUAUUCUUUCAUAUUUCACAUAACCAUUCGACUCUGUUGCUAUAGUUGGUUAAGUACUGAUGGAGUCAUCAAUAUUGUUACAAUUUAUUUGCUUUUCUUAUAUGCAACAAAUUCAUCUGAGAUGAGCAAAUUUCAGAUAUACGCAAAAAAUUCUCUACAUCUGCCAUAAGCUUCUCUUCUUGAUGUUAUUCUUUUGAAAAGCUAAAGAAAUUCCAUCUCUGAAAUCCUUAUACAAAUGCAAAAUUUGUUAUAUGAAAUGCAGUAUAAGCUAAAGCAAAUAAGUGAACCAUUUUCAGAGAUGUGGAAG
Messenger RNA from Elaeis guineensis (African oil palm), 3837 nucleotides. RefSeq names its product putative E3 ubiquitin-protein ligase LIN-1. NCBI's taxonomy places the organism in Eukaryota, Viridiplantae, Streptophyta, Magnoliopsida, Arecales, Arecaceae. The record is from RefSeq and is a predicted model, not a curated record. Gene Ontology annotation, molecular function: ubiquitin-protein transferase activity. Gene Ontology annotation, biological process: protein ubiquitination.